This is a messenger RNA of Thunnus maccoyii (southern bluefin tuna), 4648 nucleotides long. It is a transcript of the gene dab1a, whose product is annotated as DAB adaptor protein 1a. The record is from RefSeq and is a predicted model, not a curated record. Gene Ontology annotation, biological process: lateral motor column neuron migration; ventral spinal cord development. Bases 625 to 2448 code for a protein of 607 amino acids. The transcript is spliced from 21 exons. Lineage: Eukaryota; Metazoa; Chordata; Actinopteri; Scombriformes; Scombridae.
CAAGCGGAAAGGUCUGUACACGCUCAUGUAGAAAAGAGGUCUAAUAAUCAGUGAGUGAACCAUGGAUGUGUUGGGUCCUUCAACUAAGCAGGAGGGACUUCGCAACCAGCUUGAGGUGGAAAAGACGCUCGAAAAAAUGGACAUGGACGGUUAAAGAUGAAAGGAGUGCCUGUUGGUUACUGAAACAUGACAAAUCAUGGAGAGUGGAAGAAAAACCAUUUAUCAGAAAGUUGGAGCUGACAACUGUUUUUUUUUCUGCAGUGUCGUACAUAGGUCAGUUCUUGAGGCCCGAGUACAGUGGAAGACAUGAUGCUCCUUCCCUUCUGACGAACACUGCAGGCAUGAUACAAAAGGUGCAUUUUCCUUCUUUGAGGAGCAGUGAUAUGGACACCAGGUGUGGUGACGUUCAGCUCUCUGUGGGUGUGUGUGGGAUAUUGUGUCAGGGCUAAAGCCCAUCCCUCUCCCAUGAGCCUGUGUGCCCACACACACACCUGGCGCCUCCACGCACACACCCGGCGCCCACACACGCACAGUCGGCACUGACGCUGUGAACUGGACCCUCGGAGCCCAGCAGAUCCCAGCGGAGCCAAGCGGAGCGGAGUCUAGCCCAGUUGGAGCCUGAGGAUGUCAACAGAGACAGAGCUACAGCCAGCGGUCAGGCCCAGCAGUGUCAGACGGGACUCCAAGAGAAAAGGGCAGGAUCGCAGCGAGGCGGCUCUCAUCAGGCGUUUUAAGGGCGAUGGCGUCCGCUACAAGGCCAAGCUCAUCGGCCUGGAUGAGGUCACCGCAGCCCGUGGAGACAAACUGUGCCAGGACUCGAUGAUGAAGCUCAAGGGUAUAGCUGCAGCAGCGAGGUCUAAAGGAGAACACAAACAGAAAGUGUUUCUGACUGUUUCCUUUGGAGGGAUCAAGAUCUUUGAUGAGAAGUCAGGGGUCCUUCAACACCACCAUGCGGUCCAUGAGAUCUCCUACAUUGCCAAGGACAUCACGGACCACAGAGCCUUUGGCUAUGUCUGCGGGAAGGAAGGGAACCACCGCUUCGUAGCUAUCAAGACUGCACAGUCGGCUGAGCCUGUGAUUCUGGACCUGCGGGACUUGUUCCAGCUCAUCUAUGAGAUAAAGCAGAGAGAGGAGAUGGAGAAGAAGGCCCAGAAAGACAAGCAGUGUGAGCAGGCGGUCUACCAGACAAUACUGGAGGAGGAUCUGGAGGACCCAGUCUACCAGUACAUUGUGUUUGAGGCGGGACACGAGCCCAUCCGUGACCAAUCAGAAGAGAGCAUUUAUCAGGUUCCCACCAGUCAGCAGAAGGAAGGGGUCUAUGACGUCCCAAAGCGACACCCAAACGGACAUCAAAACACCUCCCACCAUCAUCAUUAUCAUGAUCAACCCCACCAACAAGAAAAAACUGUGGCAGAGGCAAAUCUGAUAGACUUAGGCCUGGAUAUGGUGACUCAGAAUAUCAACCAAUUAGAGAUUUUUGGAGACAUGUCCACACCUCCUGACAUCACCUCUCCAUCGACCCCUGCCUCUCCAGCCAACACCCUCGACCCGUCGCAGGGCCUGCAGCCUCCCACGGAACUGUUUGCUCCCUUCAAUCCCGCGUCUGUGCCCUCAGGUUAUGUGACGAUGGGAGCAGUACCACCUGGCCACUGGUCCCAGCAGGCGUUUGCAGCCCAAACACCACUGGCCUUUGGGGUCCAGUCUCCUCUAGGUCCAGUAGCCCAGGUGCUGCCAGGUGGCCAGCCUCUCAUCUGGGGCCAGGCCAACAUCUUCCCUGCCACCCAGCAGCAGUGGGCAGCCAUGGCAGCCGGAGCCUUCCCCCCUACAGCCUACCUCCCUGCCCAACCUGUGGGCACCCUGCCCGCCGCCAUGUUCCAGACUCUCGCCCCUGUCACGACUGUGACUCCAGCCGGCGAGAGCCAUUUAGGUGCAGGAGCCAGCGCCUCAGCCCCCUCUCCUUCAGCGUCGUCGAGUCCGCAACACGGGGAGCGGGGGAAGAAGAUGGCCAAGGAGAUGUUCAAGGAUUUUCAGCUGGCAAAGCCUCCGGCCAUGCCAUCAAAGAAGGGUGAACAGCCCAACUUAGCAGGAACCUCAGAGGCAUUCAGCACUUACUUCAGCCGUGUGGGCACUGCCCAGGACACGGAUGACUGUGACGACUUCGACAUUUCCCAAAUGAAUCUGACACCAGUCACCUCCACAACACCAUCCACCAACUCACCACCCACCCCAGCUCCCAGGAAGAGCUCUCCCUCCAAGUCCUCCGCCUCCCAUGUCAGCGACCCCCCCACCGACGCCACAGAUCCCCCCACAGACGACUCGUUUGGGGAAGCAGAGGGCAGCCCUAGUCGCAGUGGAGAGGAAGAUGCUGCAUGUGGUUCUGGGUCGCCCUGCCCCAGUGAGACAGCUGAGCCCAGCCCAGACCAGGCCAGUCCAGAGGCUGGGAGCUAGAUAGCAGCAGGGCAGGGGGAAGGACCCUCUCUACGCCCAGAUCAACAAAGGGAAGAAAUAAAGAGACACACAGGAAGACAGACCUGACCAGCACUGAGAGAACAGGAGGAGAACCCUCGUCUUUGUGUGUGUGUGUCUGUGUGUGUUUGUGCGUGUGAAUGAGCGAGUCAGUGAGUGAGUGAGUGCGUGCGUGCUUGUGUGUGUCUGGUACAUCUCCCUGCCUGGCCAAGCCCUUCUUCUUCUUCUCCUCCUCUGGCUAACAACCUCCCAGGAGGAGCCUCCACACUCCCUCUGUCCUCCUCUACCACCUGUGCUCCUCCUCCUCCUCUCUGCAGUCUUCUCUCCUCCUGAGAGGAGAGAGCCCUCUCGGUCAUUCACUCCAGGCAGGAGGGAUAUCAAUCACUGAGACGGAUCCAGUUCUCCCUCCACUGCGCUGUCUUCUCCUCUCCUCUCUUCUCCCUGUGGCGACUCACACCCAGCCUUACAGACAUAACCUGCUCCUCCCCUCUCUCCCUCCCUCCUUCCUUUUCUCCAUCUUUGCUUUCACACUUCUCCCUCUGCCUCCUGUGUCUGGCCAGAGACUGUGCUGCCAAGGAGGGACUGAAUCAAGCAGUGCCUCCCCGUCUCCGACACACACCCACACACGCACGCUCAUCGGGAUUAGAAUGGUCAUCGUUUUAAUGGACAGAAUCUGCAUCUGUACCACAGAGAUCCCACAGGAGGAGCUAGACUCUAAUGGGCCUAUCAGGGAUGGCCUGUUACUGGGAUCACUGCUUCUGAUUGGUUGGUUGGUUUCAGGCGUUUCCCCCCAUUCUUGUGAGUGUCUGCUGGAUCACUAUGCAGAAACAGACUCUCUGGGAGCUACUCACACACUAACAAUACACAUACAGUGCACACAGCAAUCAGCUUACAUACACACACACACACACAUAGUCAUCCCUCACCUUCUCUAACAUGCACACACACACACAGACCCACACACACACACGAACACACAGUAAUUUGCCAAAUGUCUCUCCUCGCAGACAGACUCGUACAAAGGCCAGAGGACCAGACAAACUGAGGAAUGGACCCUGAGAGAGGGAAGUGUUGCAAGUCAAACAGAUUCUGUGAUUGAACUGUUCAUUCUCUAUAGCUUUUGUACAAUACCAAUUAAAAAAAAGAACUAAUUGAAAAAUGGAAUUUUUAUUUUAUAAGUCAAUCAAGCCGCUGGGGUCAGCUCUAUAGGAGUUAUAGAGUCAACAUGGCUUUAAGGCAUCUGAUCGUUGAUUUGCCAAACUCAUUUUGUAAAUAAUGAUAACAACUACCAUUUUGUCCACCGGACUUCUGUGCCAUAAAAUAGGAAGGCUUCAGUUAUGCAAACUCUUAACGUUAACCCAAGCAAUACCAACAUAUGUUUUCUUUUUUCCUGUUUUCUGACAAUGUUUUGUUGCGCUCUUAAUCCCUCUGAUAUCGUUCUGUUCUUGUGCAUGGAUGUCGUAGGUCUUUGUCUUAGCCUCACUUACUAAUCCUGGUUCCUGCUGCAACAUUGCGCCAUGCCCUUAUUCAUCUUCUCAAGUCCCUACCAUCACACAUUAUUGUUAUUCCCAUCACAAUUUAGCUUCUGCUGUUUAUCUUACUCAAAACCUAUAUACCACCGCCCUGUGUUCCUGUGCCACAAACCUAUAUUUCUGUAUUACACCUCUAUGUUUCAGGCAGCAGACACGGUCUCAGUCACUGUAGCUCCUCCAUACCAUUCCCCAAGAAUAGCCGUAAAGAUACAGUGAUGUUCUGCCCAUCUGUCUGUCUGUUGGUCAGGUGCCAAACUGCUGCUGUCCGAGCGUCUGUGUGGACCACAGCAUCCUCUGCUACAACUACAUCAACUGUGAUGCCAAUGACUCCCUAUUUUAUGGCCAGAGUCCCCAUGUCACUUGAGAACUCUUUUGGACUACGAUGUUGAUUAACUUCAAAAUUUGACAACUAGAAGAUGAGCUAAGAAAUUGAAUAAAAAGGGAAACGUUGCUGUUUGAGUACAUAACAUUUCUAGACCUAUUUUAACUUUACCUCAGCUAACAGUUUCUUAAUGUAAAUUGACACAUUAUUUUUAUCUUUAUGAAUAUGACAUUCUACAGUGGGUUUUUAGAUGAUUUUUUUGUUCUCUCUUAAUUUACGUAUUCCACCAUGUAUUACUGUUAAAAAUAAACACAUCCCAAAUGACUAA